AUGAAACUUCAACUUCUUCUCCUUCUUUCUGCUGUUGUCUAUGGAGCUGCUCAGACGACUCCUUCACCAUUGACCGUGGCUUUGAAUUGUGUCCAAGACAAAUCAAAUGACGUCAUCCAGAAUUACAAUGCCGCCGUUCAAGCAGCUGUCAACGGCGAAAUUUUCUGCUUAACCGAAGCGACUGCCAAUGGACAAGCCGCUUUAUCUGAUAUAUACUCCGAAUUUUUCGUUCUUCUCGCCGAGGUUACCAGUGUCCCCGGACAGUGCUCGGAUUUCAUCCAGACCGCGUUUAAUCAAAUCAUCGAAGGCGUUGCAAACUGCCUCUCACAAAGACUUCAAAGUUCCUACACUGCGGUGAAUCAAGCGGUUAUAGUCAAUCUCAACGCAAUUCUGCAACAAUCCGAGGGCUGUGGACUUAUUUGUAGAACAACUCAAAUAACGGCGGCAGUUAUAGCGAUCCCUCUUCAGGUGGUUAGUGUAGCUGCCGAAUUGACUAUUGGUGCGACUAAUUGCGUUGCAAUCAUUGGGAAAUAA
Messenger RNA from Caenorhabditis remanei, 534 nucleotides. RefSeq lists its product as uncharacterized. Lineage: Eukaryota; Metazoa; Nematoda; Chromadorea; Rhabditida; Rhabditidae. Bases 1 to 534 code for a protein of 177 amino acids. The transcript is spliced from 5 exons. The record is from RefSeq and is a predicted model, not a curated record.